GCUGUGCCAGCUGGCCCUGGCAGUCCCCAGCAGCAUGGCAGUAAAGCUCAGGGCCUUCCUGUUGGUGUUUGGACUCAGUCUGGCUUGGCCAGCUUCUGCCCACCGGAAGCUCCUGGUGCUUCUCCUGGACGGUUUUCGCUCAGACUACAUCAGUGAGGACGCUCUGGCAUCCUUGCCUGGCUUCAGAGAGAUUGUGAACAGGGGGGUCAAAGUGGAUUACUUGACUCCGGACUUCCCCAGCCUCUCCUAUCCCAAUUACUACACCCUAAUGACCGGCCGCCACUGUGAGGUCCACCAGAUGAUCGGGAACUACAUGUGGGACCCCAGAACCAACAAGUCAUUCGACAUCGGGGUCAACCGAGACAGCCUGAUGCCCCUCUGGUGGAACGGCUCGGAGCCACUGUGGGUCACCCUGAUGAAAGCCAGGAGGAAGGUCAAUAUGUAUUACUGGCCAGGCUGUGAAGUUGAGAUUCUUGGUGUGAGACCAACUUACUGCCUGGAAUACAAAAAUGUUCCAACAGAUAUCAAUUUUGCAAAUGCAGUCAGCGACGCUCUUGACUCAUUAAAGAGGGGCAGCGCUGAUCUAGCAGCCAUAUACCAUGAGCGCAUCGAUGUGGAAGGCCACCACUACGGCCCCUCAUCACCUCAGCGAAAAGAUGCCCUCAGAGCUGUGGACACUGUUCUGAAGUACAUGACCCAGUGGAUCCAGGACCGAGGCCUGCAAGAUGACCUAAAUGUCAUCAUUUUCUCAGACCAUGGGAUGACUGACAUCUUCUGGAUGGAUAAAGUGAUUGAGUUGAGCAAGUACAUCAGCUUGGAUGACCUGCAGCAAGUGAAGGACCGAGGGCCUGUCGUCAGCCUGUGGCCAGCCCCUGGAAAACACACUGAGAUCUAUCACAAACUCAGCACAGUGGAACACAUGACUGUGUAUGAGAAGGAAGCUAUACCCAGCAGGUUCUAUUACAAGAAAGGGAAAUUUGUCUCUCCUUUGACUUUGGUGGCUGAUGAAGGGUGGUUCAUAACAGAGAAUCGAGAGAUGCUUCCAUUUUGGAUGAACAGCACUGGCAAGCGGGAAGGCUGGCAGCAUGGGUGGCACGGCUAUGACAACGAGCUCAUGGACAUGAGAGGCAUCUUCCUGGCCUUUGGACCUGAUUUCAAGUCCAACUUCAGAGCUGCUCCGAUCAGAUCCGUGGAUGUCUACAACGUUAUGUGCAAUGUGGCAGGCAUCACCCCGCUGCCCAACAAUGGAUCCUGGUCCAGGGUGGUAUGCAUGCUGAAGGGCCCAACCAGCUCGGCUCCAUCUGCCCUGCUAAACUGCGCCGCACUGGUCUUCAUUCUCCUCUUACGCUUUGCGUAGGCGGUCAUGCUGCUCGUUCCAAAGCACUGGUGCCGUAGAGCCUGCCUCCAACACCGGACAGUUUUCGUUCUCUUUUAUGAAUAAUAGCUUUAUUAACACAAUCAAGGCCAUUAAAGUUGUAAAUAUAUUAUUCUUGGAUGAUUCUAUACUCCUUCGAA
Psammomys obesus (fat sand rat) is the source of this 1515-nucleotide messenger RNA. It is a transcript of the gene Enpp6, whose product is annotated as ectonucleotide pyrophosphatase/phosphodiesterase 6. The record is from RefSeq and is a predicted model, not a curated record. The transcript is spliced from 8 exons. The coding region runs from base 35 to 1357 and encodes 440 amino acids. NCBI's taxonomy places the organism in Eukaryota, Metazoa, Chordata, Mammalia, Rodentia, Muridae.